AACACUAGGAGCGACUCCAGCGUCGUCCGUGUUAUUUCGCCGAGGUCCUCUCGACUCUCGACUCUCGACUCUUUUCCGGUGGCGAAAGCGAGUCAGUUUCUGUCUCCAUGGCUUCAUCUCCGGCGGCCGUCAGGGAACUCCAGCAGGAUCUCGAGAGCCAGGCCAACGCCCUCAGCAAGAUCCAAAAAGACAUCGCCAAGAAUCACCAGGUCAGGAAGCAGUACACCAUCCGGCUCGGCGAGAACGAGCUUGUCCUCACGGAAUUGGAACUAUUGAAUGAGAAUUCCAACGUGUACAAGCUGAUCGGACCUGUGCUCGUGAAGCAGGAUAUAGCGGAGGCUAACGCCAACGUGCGCAAAAGGAUCGAAUACAUCUCGGUUGAACUUAAGCGGCUCGAUGGGACACUUCAGGAUUCAGAAGACAAGCAGAACAGCAAGAAGGAAUCGGUCUUACAAUUACAACAGAAGAUUCAAACUCUGCAGGCUGGAAAAUCCAAAUCCUAUCUUCCUUUUGUCAGGACUGUCCAGUCAUUCUACUUGCUUUCAUCCAGUGGGUAUUCCUCGAUGCUUUUCCCAGUGAAAACUUUCUUACCAUGCUAAUGAAGAAGUUUUCAGGAUGGAGUGUUGUGCUUGUGUGAUUAUUUUUAUUGUGAUGUUUGUCUCUUAGAAGUUGAUAAGAUGUCCAAAAGUGAACCAUAGCACAUUUAGUAAAUAUUGGCCAGAGUUCUCAUUUUAUUGGAGCAUGGCUAUGGAAGAUGAUAUUGAACUUGGGGAAGGAAGCAGUGGAAGUGAAGAGGAGCUUGAUCUCGGGCACUGUUGAUCAUGUUUAUCAUCAUUUGCAUAUUUAUGAUCUUCAUGUCUCAGAUUUUCUUUUUCUUUCAUCAAAUACAAUUUAGUGUUUCUUAAA
Musa acuminata AAA Group (dessert banana) is the source of this 906-nucleotide messenger RNA. Its product is annotated as prefoldin subunit 6. The transcript has 5 exons. The record is from RefSeq and is a predicted model, not a curated record. The coding region runs from base 108 to 599 and encodes 163 amino acids. Lineage: Eukaryota; Viridiplantae; Streptophyta; Magnoliopsida; Zingiberales; Musaceae. Gene Ontology annotation, cellular component: cytoplasm; prefoldin complex. Gene Ontology annotation, molecular function: protein-folding chaperone binding. Gene Ontology annotation, biological process: chaperone-mediated protein complex assembly; protein folding.